AUGCUGUGCUCUCAUGGAUUCCAGUCUGCCCUCAGUCCAUCCGUGGACUUCUACUGGCCUGUAUGCAGUCUGUGGCCAGAGGUCAAACCUCUGCUCUACCAACAGGAUCUACUGCAGAGAAACCUACAGGAGGUGCACAGCAGUCUAGAGUUGAUGGACAAACUUCAACACAAGAUCCUGGAGGGAACAGAGCCUUUCCAAACCAGUGGGGCCAAGCAACCAGUCUCCUACCAGCUGGAGAAAGAGGGAGAUCAGUUUAAACUGACCCUGGACACUCAAGGCUUUUCCCCAGAAGAGCUGUCUGUCAGGCAGGUGGGAAACAAGCUGAGAGCCAGUGGGAAGACAGAGAAAAAGCAAGAGGAUGAAGGCUCCUACUCUUACAGAUGUCAGGAGGUCAGACAUGAGUUUGAUCUGCCUGAAGGACUGAACUGUGAAUCCGUCACCUGCUACCUGGCUCCAGAUGGGAAGCUCCACAUCCAGGCAGCUAAAGCUCUGAGUGUUGAGGAGGCUGAAAGAGAGCUGCCUAUCAAGAGGAGCUUGGAGGAGAAAAAACAGCAGAGUCUGAGUUCACAGACAUAG
Messenger RNA from Scomber scombrus (Atlantic mackerel), 579 nucleotides. RefSeq names its product heat shock protein 30-like. Gene Ontology annotation, biological process: response to heat; protein refolding. NCBI's taxonomy places the organism in Eukaryota, Metazoa, Chordata, Actinopteri, Scombriformes, Scombridae. The record is from RefSeq and is a predicted model, not a curated record. Gene Ontology annotation, molecular function: protein folding chaperone.